Messenger RNA from Cryptomeria japonica (Japanese cedar), 885 nucleotides. RefSeq lists its product as uncharacterized. Bases 1 to 885 code for a protein of 294 amino acids. The transcript has 3 exons. The record is from RefSeq and is a predicted model, not a curated record. Lineage: Eukaryota; Viridiplantae; Streptophyta; Pinopsida; Cupressales; Cupressaceae.
AUGGGGGGAAAUGAUGGGAACUGGAAUAACACAAAUAGUGGUAACUAUAUAGGAGGUAAUGGAUAUGGAAGCCAUCAAAAUAAUGGACAUAAUAGAGGUAACAAUGACAAUUAUGGAAAUGGCAAUGGUGGAGAUAGGAACAAAAAUAAUGGCAGUGGAGGUAAUAAUGAAAACAAUGACAAUAAUAAUGGUGGUGGAAAUAGUGGGAACAAUGUUAAUUAUGGCAACAAUGGUGGAUUCAAUAGAGGAAAAGAUGCAGGGGAAUGGUAUAGGAAUCUUCCUGAUAGAUGUAUCGACAAUUGGGAUGAGUUUGUAACAUUAUUCUUUGAAGAAUUUGGAGAUCACAAUGAUCCUUCAUUGACAUCCCAUGAAUUAACAUGCAUAAAGAAUAAUCAGAAUGAAUCGGUUGCUGAGUUUAAUAAAAGAUUUAAUAAAAAAAAUAGGAAGGUCUCUGGGAAACUCGCUAAAAGAGAUGAUCCAAAGUUAUACAAUACUAGGAUUCCCAAGAAAGAUUACCUUACUCAGAUCAUGGACAUGCUUAAGGAUAUAAAAGGUAAACAAAAUCUUAAUGAAAAGCCACCAUACAGAAACAAUAAGCAAAUGAAUUUCAAGAGGCCUAGACUCCAUGAUAUGCCUUAUAACACCAACUGGAAGGAUGGGAAGCUAGUAAAACCAAAUCCGAGCAAAGAAACUCCAGAUCCACUAAAGAGAGAAAAUAAAUUUGUGGGAGAUUUUCUAUGGUGUGAGGUAUGCAACCUUCCCCAUGAUGAAAAUAAAUGCAUGAUUGCACAGGGCCUGGCAGAGGAUUGGCAUCAAGAAGAGGAAUGUGAGCCUACAACUAAUGUUCUAUCAUUAGAUACUAUGUGGGGUAGAGAUGAGGAUUAA